UGAUUUUACGUCAGUUGUCAUUUGUCAUGUCAACUCAACGUGGUCGUGCUUAAUAUUUUUGUUGAUUUUAUUUUAAAUAAUAAUGUCGAUGUUAGCGGAGCCCCGUCGAAAACAACGGGUAAUAAACCUACGCGCGAAGAAUAAUGCUUGGAGUAAUGAUGCGAACAAAUUUGGCCAGCGUAUGUUAGAGAAAAUGGGUUGGAGUUCUGGAAAGGGGUUAGGUGCAAAAGAAAACGGAAUUGUGGAGCAUGUAAUCGCUCGGUACAAGAAUGAUGAGAAAGGUUUGGGUUAUGAAGACAAAAACGACCAGUGGACCAAACAUGAGGAUGAUUUCAAUGCAUUAUUGGCUAAUUUAUCAAACGACAAAGACUCGGGAAAUGAAGUGUUACACAGUGGAGUAUCCUUAGAAAAGAAAUCGAAAAAAAGUAAAGCCAGGAUUCAUUACCACAAAUUUACCCGAGGAAAAGAUAUAUCCCGUUAUAGUGAAAAAGACUUAGCAAAUAUCUUUGGUAAAAAGAGUUUUAAAAAUAAAAGUGAGGAUGUAGAAGAAACCGUUAAAGAUGAGGGAGAUACAGCUGAAAAAGUAUUUACAGAAAAGGGCAGCAUGGAAGAUUACUUCAAAUCUAAACUGGCCGCUUUGAAAUCAAAGAAUAAAAUCACCCCUUCAUUUAAUGAUAAUAGUAAUGAUAAUUGUGAUUUCGCAUUCAGAGGGUUUUCUUGCACUAAUGAUGAUGAAAAUUCAAAUGAAAACACUGAAAAUAAUUCUAUAAACACAACGGAGAAUCAGGAAAUUUGCCAAGACAACAAUAUUGAGGAAAUGCCUAAAAAAGUGAAAAAGAAGAAAUCAAAAAACAAGGAACCUGUCUCUGAUAAUGACAAUAAUGAAACUGAUUAUGUUUUCCAAGGAUUCUCAUUUUCUGAUGCAGUAGGUGAUAAUGACAGUAAAACUGACUUGCCCACAGAUUCGAUAGACUCAAGUUUACCUAAAAAGGACAAGAAAAAGAAGAAAAAACCUAAAGACAAUGAAAUAAAUGUAGAUGAGAAUAUCACUGAAGAUAUGGAAUCGAAAAAAGGAAAAAAGAAAAAGAAUAAAGAUAUUAAUUGUGAAUUUGAUAAAUCAUGUUUGGAGGAACAAAAUAUUGAUGAUGAAGGGGCUCCCAAAAAGAAAAAGAAAAGAAAAAAUAAACAUUUAUAACAUAUUGUUUA
This is a messenger RNA of Colias croceus (clouded yellow), 1206 nucleotides long. Its product is annotated as PIN2/TERF1-interacting telomerase inhibitor 1. Gene Ontology annotation, molecular function: telomerase inhibitor activity; nucleic acid binding. Gene Ontology annotation, biological process: regulation of ribosome biogenesis. Lineage: Eukaryota; Metazoa; Arthropoda; Insecta; Lepidoptera; Pieridae. Gene Ontology annotation, cellular component: nucleolus. Bases 83 to 1195 code for a protein of 370 amino acids. The record is from RefSeq and is a predicted model, not a curated record. The transcript is spliced from 2 exons.